This is a messenger RNA of Telopea speciosissima, 2485 nucleotides long. RefSeq names its product probable glycosyltransferase STELLO2. Lineage: Eukaryota; Viridiplantae; Streptophyta; Magnoliopsida; Proteales; Proteaceae. The transcript is spliced from 4 exons. The coding region runs from base 81 to 2372 and encodes 763 amino acids. The record is from RefSeq and is a predicted model, not a curated record.
UCUUGAGUGAAGAAGAAGAAGAAGAAGUGGUUCAGUUCAGUUACGUUGGAGUUUGGGCCUGGAUUGGUCUACUAUAUUCAAUGUUGGUCCAAGACCGUUCAUCGCCAAAACCAUCAAAACCCCAACUCAGAGCACAUCCAUCUCUCCCUCCAGAUCGCUUUUCUGAUCCUAAAAACCUCGAUUUUUCCACAUGGGUGUCUGAGAAUUUUUGCAAAAUCCUCGCGUUUAUCGUUCUUGUUGCUACCGUCGCCACAUUGUUCUUCCUCAACAGCGUGGGCAACUCAGCUGCUCUCCUCCAAACCAGAGUGAGAGAGCUUGAGAAGAUAUCAUUCCCUAGAAUUAAUUGGAAUAAUAUCCAACCCAUUAAAGAUCAAUCCACACCUUACGCAUCUUUCCGCUCAGAACGAUGGAUCGUCGUCUCAGUCUCCAAUUACCCAACCGAUUUGCUUCGCAAUCUUGUGAAGAUCAAGGGAGGUUGGCAGGUCCUCGCCGUCGGCACUUCGAAGACCCCCUCGGAUUGGAGCCUCAAAGGUGCGAUCUUUCUGUCUCUAGAGCAGCAGGCCAAUCUAGGGUUCCGAGUUGUCGAUCAUCUUCCUUAUGAUUCCUAUGUCAGGAAGACUGUUGGGUACCUCUUUGCAAUCCAACACGGAGCCAAGAAAAUCUUCGAUGCUGAUGACCGUGGAGAAGUAAUCGAUGGUGAUCUUGGCAAACAUUUUGAUUUGGAAUUGAUUGGUGAGGAAGCGAGGCAGGAGCCGAUCUUGCAGUACAGCCACGAGAACCCAAAUCGAACGGUUGUGAACCCUUAUACUCAUUUCGGGCAACGAUCGGUUUGGCCGAGGGGUCUGCCAUUGGAGAAUGUUGGAGAACUCGCACACGAGGAGUUCUACACUGAAGUCUAUGGUGGUAAGCAGUUCAUUCAACAAGGCAUAUCGAAUGGCCUCCCUGAUGUUGAUUCAAUUUUCUAUUUCACGCGAAAGGCCGGUUUGGAGGCAUUUGAUGUCAGAUUUGAUGAACAUGCACCGAAAGUGGCUUUGCCACAAGGUAUGAUGGUUCCUCUGAAUUCGUUCAAUACGAUUUUUCACUCUCCUGCAUUCUGGGCUAUGAUGCUUCCAGUUUCUGUUAGUACGAUGGCUUCCGAUGUGUUGAGAGGUUACUGGGCUCAGAGGCUUUUGUGGGAAAUCGGUGGUUACGCUGUGGUUUAUCCUCCCACGGUUCAUCGGUAUGAUAGGAUUGAGGCAUACCCAUUUUCAGAGGAGAAGGAUCUCCAUGUGAAUGUGGGUCCUUUGAUUAAGUUUUUGAUUUCAUGGAGGUCUUCGAAGCAUAGGUUGUUUGAGAAGAUCUUGCAAUUAAGUUAUGCGAUGGCAGAGGAGGGGUUCUGGACUGAGUUGGAUGUGAAGUUCACUGCAGCUUGGCUUCAAGACUUGCUGGCUGUUGGGUACCAGCAACCGAGGUUGAUGUCGCUGGAAUUGGAUCGGCCACGGCCAACCAUUGGUCAUGGAGAUCGAAAGGAGUUCAUCCCUCGAAAGCUUCCAUCAGUGCACCUUGGUGUUGAGGAAGUGGGGACCGUAAAUUACGAGAUAGGAAACCUGAUUAAAUGGAGGAAAAAUUUUGGCAAUGUUGUGCUCAUCAUGUUCUGUAAUGGACCUGUGGAACGCACUGCUUUAGAAUGGAGAUUGCUUUAUGGUCGGAUAUUCAAGACUGUAGUUAUUCUGUCAGAGCAGAGCAACGCAGAUCUUGCAGUUGAACAGAGCCAAUUGUGGCAGACAUACAAGUUUCUACCCAAGAUCUUCAAUAGGUUCACAAGUGCAGAAGGAUUUCUGUUCCUCCAGGAUGAUACCGUUCUUAACUACUGGAAUCUGCUACAAGCAGACAAGACUAAACUUUGGAUUACCGAGACGGUUCCCGAGUCUUGGGUCACUGUCUCAACCAUUGGGAACGACUCGGCAUGGUUUUCAAGACAGGCAGACAUGGUGAAGAAAGUUGUCAGUAUGAUGCCAGUCCACUUUCAGGUUAGUUACAAGGAGAGCAGCAUGGGCAAGCAGAACCUGAUCCUCUGCAGUUCCGAGGUUUUUUAUGUUCCUCAGCGCUUUGUUGGGGACUUUGUGGAUCUUGUAGGUCUGGUCGGCGAUUUAGAAAUCCAUCAAAAGGUUGCAGUACCCAUGUUCUUCAUGGCAAUGGAUUCACUACGUAAUUUUGAUUCUGUGUUAAGUACAAUGAUUUACAAAACAGAAGCACCAUCUAACAAUUAUUCGAGCUUUUAUUCUGCUCAAGUACCCGCAGUGCAUCCAUGGAAUGUGUCCAAUGAGCCUGAUUUUAUAAAGCUGGUCAGAAUCAUGGCAACAGGCGAUCCACUUCUAAUGGAGCUGGUUUAAUGGUGGGAAGUCUUCCAUUUUGGACACGAUGGAAGAAAUAUGUACCACUGUGGUUGCUGUCAUACCACAUUCUGUAUUUUUUUUCUUAUUUUUAUUUUUGUAAAAUUUUGUGA